Molecule: messenger RNA, 1849 nt
Organism: Pipra filicauda (Wire-tailed manakin)
Lineage: Eukaryota; Metazoa; Chordata; Aves; Passeriformes; Pipridae
Gene: PPM1L
Product: protein phosphatase, Mg2+/Mn2+ dependent 1L
Exons: 4
Coding region: 607-1692 (361 amino acids)
Biological process (GO): protein dephosphorylation
Molecular function (GO): protein serine/threonine phosphatase activity; cation binding
Source: RefSeq, a predicted model, not a curated record
CACGCACCCUCGGGCCGAGCUGCGAGCGCUGCGGGGCCGGGCGCCGGAGCUCGGAGGGGCCGCGGCGGCGGCGGCGGCGAGAGCUCCGCUCAGCACAUCGCCCAUCGCCCAUAGCCGGGCCCGCUGCCCCCGCGCCGGGCUCCGCGGGGCCGCUGCCCGGCGGGUCCCCAGGGAGCGGCGGAUCCUGGGGAGCGGCGGAUCCGGGGGAGCGGCGGAUCCGGGGGAGCGGCGGAUCCUGGGGAGCGGCGGAUCCCGGGCAUCAGCGGAUCCCCGGGAGCGGCGAAUCCCAGGGAGCGGCGGAUCGCAAGGAGCGGCGGAUCCUGGGCAUCCUCGGAUCCCCGGGAGCGGCGGAUCGCAGGGAGCAGCGGAUCCAGGGAGCGGUGCAUCCCGGGCAGCGGCGAAUCCCGGGCAGCGGUGCAUCCCGGGCAGCGGCGAAUCCCGGGCAGCGGCGGAUCCCGGGAAGCGGCGGAUCCCAGGCGGCAGCGGCUCCCGGGAAGCGGCGGGCGCGGGGCUCGGCGCGGCCCGCCCGCCGGGGAUGCGCUGAGCGGCCGGCCCGGCUCGGAGCCGCCCCGUGCAUGCUGUGGGGAUACACUGUCGCGAUAAUAAAUGAUAGAGGAUACCAUGACUUUGCUGUCUCUGCUGGGUCGGAUCAUGCGUUACUUCUUGCUCAGACCGGAGACCCUGUUCCUGCUGUGCAUCAGCCUGGCCCUGUGGAGUUACUUCUUCCACACGGAUGAGGUGAAAACCAUCGUUAAGUCCAGCAGGGACGCGGUGAAGAUGGUGAAGGGCAAGGUGGCCGAGAUCAUGCAGAAUGACAGGCUCGGGGGGCUGGACGUGCUGGACGCUGAGUUCUCCAAGACCUGGGAGUUCAAGAGCCACAACGUGGCUGUCUACUCCAUCCAAGGCCGGAGGGACCACAUGGAGGACAGGUUCGAAGUGAUCACCGACCUGGUGAACAAGACUCACCCCUCCAUCUUCGGGAUAUUUGAUGGGCACGGAGGAGAGUCGGCGGCAGAGUACGUGAAGUCCCGCCUGCCCGAGGUCCUGAAGCAGCACCUCCAAGACUAUGAGAAGGACAAGGAGAACAGUGUCCUGUCCUACCAGACCAUCCUGGAGCAGCAGAUCUUAUCCAUCGACCGGGAAAUGCUGGAAAAGCUGACUGUGUCCUACGACGAAGCAGGUACGACGUGUCUGAUCGCGCUCCUGUCCGACAAGGAGCUCACCGUGGCCAACGUGGGGGAUUCCCGAGGAGUCCUGUGUGACAAGGACGGGAAUGCCAUCCCCCUGUCCCACGACCACAAGCCCUACCAGCUGAAGGAGAGGAAGAGGAUUAAGAGAGCUGGUGGUUUCAUCAGCUUCAACGGCUCGUGGCGCGUGCAGGGGAUCCUGGCCAUGUCCCGCUCCCUGGGAGACUACCCCCUGAAGAACCUGAACGUUGUGAUCCCUGAUCCCGACAUCCUCAGCUUUGACCUGGACAAACUGCAGCCAGAGUUCAUGAUCCUGGCCUCUGACGGGCUGUGGGACGCCUUCAGCAACGAGGAGGCCGUGAGGUUCAUCAAGGAGCGCCUGGACGAGCCGCACUUCGGGGCCAAGAGCAUCGUCCUCCAGUCCUUCUACAGAGGGUGCCCUGACAACAUCACAGUCAUGGUGGUGAAGUUCAGGAGUAGCAGCAAAGCAGAAGAGCAGCAGUGAGCAGAGGCUCCCUCUGAACUCGGCACAAACACAGUAGGAAGCUCGAGUAAAAGCCGCUCCGAUUCCCCGCGGGAGGAGCGGACGCCUCUGCUCUUUGUUCUGUGCUUGACAACAGGAGCAAUACAACAAAUCCAUGCUGAGCAAUGACAGGAAUUCA